AAGCUGUCUGUUUACUCUGGGAAUGUCAAGUGUUCCCGUGCUUCUAAGGAUUGCUUUGGAUGGAGUAGAAGACUUCAAUAAAAGGUUGAACAUGACAAUCCUGCAGUCCGGGCUGAGUGGGCGGGUCCACAGUGGAUACAAAUUUGCACCCGUUUCUCCUCUGCAGCUCUUUCUUCUGAGGAAGUCCAGCUCUUCAUCAUCUGCACUCAGACACUCCUCAGACUCCUUCAGGCAUGGUGCGUUCUAGAGUGCUGGUGGGACUGUUCUUGCUCUCCCUGCUCUCUCCUGCAGUCGAAGCUUACAAGAGGAAAAAGAGGGCCGGUGAUAAGGCUUUCCAGAAUCUCGCACAGAUCAUCAGGUUUCUCAACGAAAAUUAUUUGGACCACGAUCAGUUCGCUAUAGCCAUCAACAUCCCAGCUGAGAAGUGUUCGUCUCAUGUGAAACUUGACCAGAACUUCCUCCCUGGCGAUUCUGCAUGGAAAGUGAAACGUGCCAUGAACAGCCCUGCAGGGGUUUACGGAGGGUGGAGGUUAAUCGGUGCCAAACAAAAACCAAUCAAGGAAACGAGCAGCUACCACCCUGAGUACCGUCUGCUGAUUCAGUCGAGCCCAGCUGGAAUUGCUUCCUAUGAUCCACUGCUGAAGAAGCUCCUGGAUAAAGACAAACACGGCUGUGUGGUUUUCUACGUCCACAACUCUCCAUGUGUGGACAGCUGCUCAACACCAGAAGGAGCGUACAGCAUCCUCCCUGCCCUGGACAUGCUCAGGGAGCACAAGGGCCCAAAAGCUUUCGUGUUUAGGGAAGUUCAGAUACAUGACGUGGCCUCCACUGAGAAGAAUGAAAACAGCGAAGAUUUGCCGUUUGCUCAGUGUUUCCCUUCGGGAGAACGACUUUAUAUUACAAUGGGAUAUCAGGAAUAUUUUCCUCGGUGGAUAUCAAACAUAAAAGCAUUGAAUGCUAAAGUGCCGCUCUACCGCUGUGACAGAGCCCAGUGUCAGUACUGUGUACACAAGAAUGGUGAAGUUGAUGCUAAGUGCAUGGUCAAUGUAUGGUAGUCAGUAGUCAGAUACAAAAUAUAAGCAUUCAUAAAAGCAUUAUUGAUUCAUGUAUUUUUACCUCUUGUCUCUUUUGAAAAUACAAUAUAAUUAUAUAUACUAUAUAGACAAAAGUAUUGGGGCCCACCUCCUAAUUACACCCAUUAUUGACAAAUGGAUUAACACUUAGCCUUCCAGUCUCGAUAGACAAACUGACAGUAGUACAGAUAAGCUCAGUGAGUUGGCACUGUCUAAGGUUGCCACCUCUGCCACAAGUCAGUUUGUGAAACUUCUGUCCUGCUAGACCUGCCCUAGACAACCGUAAGUGCUAACGGUCUUAGAGCAAAAACAACUAAGCAAGGAAGUGGUAGACCACACAAAACUCACAGAGUGGGGCUGCCGAGUCACAAAGCGAGCAGGGCCUAUCCUGAAUCACUCACUAAAGAGUUAAAACAGCCUCUGGAAGCAACAUCAGCAAAACAGCUGCAUGUAAGGAGCUUUGCAGGAUGGUUUUCCAUGGCAGAGCAGCUACAAACAAGCCUAGGAAGAAAAUACACAAUGCAAAGUGGGAGUGGUGGCGUAAUGCACAAUGUCACUGGACUCUGUAGCAGUACAAACAUAUUCUGUGGAGUGACAAAUCACGAUUUUUUUAUUUCAGAAAACUCUGAAACGCUGGCACUUCUGGUAACAUCAACUACUACAUUGUGUUUUAAGACCAAAAAUGACUAAAUAACAGGGCUGAACACAAAGAUUCUACUCUCCAAUAAGCUAAUCAUAUAAAUUCUUAUAUUUAUCGAAAUAAAUGGAAUUUUCUGUGUUUUACAGGGAACAGCUUACAGGUUUGGGUGUCAGGGUUAAUUUGUUUAUUUUUACUUUGUUUGAAAAUUAACCACAUAAAAGUGCUGUUAUGCUGUUACUGGUAUAUUUUAAUAACUAUACCAUAUUAAAGUUGUAUACAGAC
Pygocentrus nattereri (red-bellied piranha) is the source of this 1995-nucleotide messenger RNA. RefSeq lists its product as uncharacterized. The coding region runs from base 234 to 1055 and encodes 273 amino acids. NCBI's taxonomy places the organism in Eukaryota, Metazoa, Chordata, Actinopteri, Characiformes, Serrasalmidae. The record is from RefSeq and is a predicted model, not a curated record. The transcript has 4 exons.